This is a messenger RNA of Chaetomium globosum CBS 148.51, 2316 nucleotides long. RefSeq lists its product as uncharacterized. Gene Ontology annotation, molecular function: protein binding. Gene Ontology annotation, cellular component: cell cortex of cell tip. The record is from RefSeq and is a predicted model, not a curated record. NCBI's taxonomy places the organism in Eukaryota, Fungi, Ascomycota, Sordariomycetes, Sordariales, Chaetomiaceae. The transcript has 2 exons. The coding region runs from base 1 to 2316 and encodes 771 amino acids.
AUGGCGCAACAAAACCCCGCUACCCCAGGAGCACCCACCACGGGCCCUUCCAUCUUUGGCGGGACAGGCCAGACCACUACCGACAUCGCGCCUCACCUCUCGGUAACCCCGUUCACAUCCGCUUUGACCCCCGCAUCGGCAUCCUCCAACAACACUUAUAUCAUGCCCAACUCGCCGCUCAAGAACCGCGUUGCAAUGGAUGGCUACCGGCCCAAGGUCACGCGCACUCUCGGUCAGCGCCCGGCUUGCCUCGUAAAUGCUUCCGUCACAUACUGUGGGAACAACCGGAUUUACGCUUUUGGUGGCUUUGAUCAGUACACCGACGAGGUCUACAAUCAUGUGCUUCGCUUGGAUCUGGUCAGCCACCAGUGGACUCUCGUUGACAACUAUGGCGAUAUCCCGGGCGUCCGGAUGGGGCACACGGCCACCCUCUACAAGGGCGACAAGUUGCUGGUUUUCGGCGGCGAAAACGAACACCGGACCUAUCUUUCAGACCUCAUUAUUUUCGACCUUAAAACGGCGCAUUGGACACAGCCACAGGUGACGGGGCCGAUCCCCAAGGGUCGUGCCCGACACGCUGCCGUUCUGCACGAAGACAAGCUCUUCAUCGUGGGCGGCAUCACGGGUCACGACAACUACGUAUUGGAUGACAUAUGUUACCUGGAUUUGAAGACUUACACGUGGUCGAGGUCGUGGCGUUUUGUUGGGCGCUUUGAUCACUCAGCAUACAUCUGGAGCGAUAGGGUGUGGGUGUUUGGCGGCUUGAGCGAAGACAUGGACAAGGUUAGCGAUCUGUGGUGGCUGGAUCUCAAGGGGAACCCGGCCUUUGAAUCGCCGCCGCAAGUCGGCACCCUGGACCGCUCCGGCCUAACGAGAAACACGGCGUCGCCCCGCCCACCCCAUCAAGCGUCACAGUCUCCCGCAGUCGGCUUGUCUGGUUACGCAGCCAACUCGAGGACAGCUCAAGUCAACACCCCGUCUUUUCAUCUCAAGGCGUAUGCGCCUCCCGCGCCUGGCGCCAUAUCGGCGUUGAAGUUCGUUAACGGCGCGUACGUCCCGUCGCAGAUGCAAGGCAUUCAUUUCCACGUGUACUCGUCUGGGACACUGUUGGAUUUUGUCACACCGGCAGCGACCAUCACAUCGAAGGAAUGCUCGCUUUCCGCGCUGGACCUAGGUACGCUUAGGUGGCAGAAGCUUGCCGAGGGGCGAGAAAUCUUCAAGCCCGGCUACCGGUGGCAUUAUUGCACCAUGAACGAACACGGUACCAAGGCGUGGCUGCUGGGCUGCCCCACGGAAGCCGGAGCGAUUGAACUCGGUGCUAAUGGCCUCGAGGAGUAUCUCUCCGACAUCAUGGAAAUCGACCUGCGCCGCUAUGGAUUUCUUGGCAACAAUUCAGCAUCCGAGGUACGGACAGACAUGGCUCGCCCUUCGUUACGGACUCGCAGCGCGGAGCCGCCCUCCAAGGGCUUGGGGGCGGACCUCGCGACGCUCUUUAACCAGCCUCCCGACACGGGGAGCGGCACCGACUUCGUUGUCACCGCCCUCUCCCGUGACUUUGACGAGGAUGAAGUCAUGGGCUCCGCGCUCAUGCACACCAGCGAUCCAACCGACGAGAGCAGCCAGACCUGGCUCGCGCCAGACACGCCAACCUCACCCCCUAUCCACGUACACCGGCUCAUUCUGCAGGCUCGCUGGCCACAUUUUGCACGCCUGUGGGCGAGCCAGAUGGCCGAGUUCCACACCAAGAAGAUGCACAUCCCCGAGCCCUACAGCGUGGUCAAGGCCUUCCUGUACUACCUCUACACGGACCGCAUCGACCCGGCCGACGACGACGUCGCCGCCGACGAGUCCAACGCCAUGAGCGACCUCUCGGACGUGGCCGGCCUGCUCGUCAUGUCCAACAUCUACAACAUCCCGCACCUCCGCCUGCUGUGCGUCAACCGCCUGAGCAAGGAGCUCGACGUCGACCACGCCUGCAUUAUCUGGUACUGCGCGGGGCUCGCCAACGAGGAGUGGCUGCGCAAGCGCGCCGCCGGCUUCUGCAUGACGCACUGGGGCCGCGUCGUGCGCACCGUCGGUUUCCAGCGCCUGCCGCGCGGCGCCCUGGUCGAGCUGUCGCAGGAGGUCGACAUGGAGGGCCGCGUCGUCGGCGGCGACGAGCUCGACAUGAUGGUCGGCAUGGACGGCUGCGGCGGCCGCUUCGGCGAUGCCGCCUCCGCCGCCUCCCGCCGCAAGGAGAGUGUCAGCAGCAACCAGACCCAGCUGCUCGAGACGGAGGAGGACGAUGAUGAUGAUGAUGGCAUGGAGAUGUCCUAG